GAACCAUUUGUCUUUAAAAGAAUAAGCAGCUACAAUUUGUCAAGAAUUAGGGUUAUUUAGAAAUGGCUUCCAACAGUAAAACAUCAAUUGCCCUCUUUCUAGUCCUAAAUCUUCUCUUCUUCACUCUUACUAGUGCAUGUGGCACCUGCCCUGGUCCUAAACCAAAGCCUAAACCAAACCCGAAGCCAAGCCCGAGUCCCGGAAAGGCCUCUUGCCCUAGGGAUGCCCUAAAAUUGGGGGUAUGUGCUAAUCUUCUUGGUGGAUUGAUUGGUGUUACAAUUGGGACACCACCAAAAACUCCAUGCUGCACCCUUAUCGGAGGCCUUGCUGACCUCGAGGCUGCGGUCUGCCUUUGCACUGCCAUUAAAGCCAAUGUUUUGGGCAUUAACCUUAAUAUUCCUCUCUCCCUUAGCCUGCUUCUUAAUGUCUGCUCGAAGAAGGUCCCAUCAGAUUUCAUAUGUGCCUAAACAAACUUUUUUUUGGCUCUUAGGUUUUUCAGACAUCUGAAUUUGUACUUUAAGAUCAUUGCAUUCUUGUGCUUGGUAACUUCCAGUUCCCAUUUUAGCAAAUAAGAAAGAAAAGAAAAGAAAAUCUUGUUCACAUGUGAGAAUAACUUGUAAUAUUCGUAUUUUACUUAUCCAAAAUGUAUCCACUAUUCAUUUUUAUAUCAUAUAUUGUUAUGUAGAAGGAAUAA
Olea europaea var. sylvestris is the source of this 694-nucleotide messenger RNA. RefSeq names its product 14 kDa proline-rich protein DC2.15-like. The coding region runs from base 63 to 467 and encodes 134 amino acids. NCBI's taxonomy places the organism in Eukaryota, Viridiplantae, Streptophyta, Magnoliopsida, Lamiales, Oleaceae. The transcript has a single exon. The record is from RefSeq and is a predicted model, not a curated record.